Molecule: messenger RNA, 1678 nt
Organism: Sinocyclocheilus grahami
Lineage: Eukaryota; Metazoa; Chordata; Actinopteri; Cypriniformes; Cyprinidae
Product: cAMP-dependent protein kinase catalytic subunit alpha-like
Exons: 8
Coding region: 412-1236 (274 amino acids)
Biological process (GO): protein phosphorylation
Cellular component (GO): nucleus; cAMP-dependent protein kinase complex; cytosol
Molecular function (GO): ATP binding; protein kinase A regulatory subunit binding; cAMP-dependent protein kinase activity
Source: RefSeq, a predicted model, not a curated record
GUUGAUGGCCACGGGAAGCGCAGCUGCAUGAACGAUCUCGCCGAAGCUGCAUCCGUGUUCUCCCGCCGCGAUUCCCCCUGCGAGCGCCGCUCACGGAACACCCCCGCGGGGAGGCGAGAGAGAGCACUGCGGGGCCGCGGAGGAGCGGCGAAGAGCCAGGCCAGGAAAGGACGCCCGAGUCCGGUUUGAUGCUGGCGGCCCGUCCGCCCUUUAAACGCGGAUGCUGCUGCUGCUGCUGCUGCAUUCAUAAGGGAAGAGAAGCCAUCGGACGCGUCAACGUCCCCCGUUUUCACAUUCAGAGCCGAUCGGUGGACGCCAGUCGCACGAACGGACCGCGAGAGCCGAAGCGCGACAGGCGCGGCAGCAUCUCUCCUUACCUGCGGCUCUCCAGCGCCUGACAGGCCCAGAGUCAUGGGCAACACGCCGGCCGCCAAACGGGGCAACGAGAUGGAGAGCGUCAAAGAGUUUUUGGCCUUCGCCAGAGAAGAUUUCCUCAGGAAAUGGGAGAAUCCUGCACAGAGCUCAGAGCUGGGUUCAUCGUGUUCACCAGUACAAGAAAUGCUAAAUGAGUCGUUUAAAGCAGGUUUGUAUGCUCUCAGUGAACCCCAUGCGCGGUUUUAUGCUUCACAGAUAGUUUUGACAUUUGAAUAUCUGCAUGCCCUCGACCUGAUCUACAGAGACCUUAAACCAGAGAACCUCCUCAUCGAUCAGCAGGGCUAUAUACAGGUGACAGACUUUGGCUUCGCGAAGCGGGUCAAGGGUCGCACAUGGACAUUGUGCGGCACCCCGGAGUAUCUGGCCCCAGAGAUCAUCCUCAGCAAGGGUUAUAAUAAGGCUGUGGACUGGUGGGCUCUGGGUGUGCUGAUGUACGAGAUGGCUGCCGGUUAUCCUCCGUUUUUUGCCGAUCAGCCCAUUCAGAUCUACGAAAAGAUUGUCUCAGGAAAGGUACGGUUCCCAUCACACUUCAGCUCCGACCUGAAGGACCUGUUGAGAAACCUGCUGCAGGUGGAUCUCACCAAACGCUACGGCAACCUUAAAAACGGAGUUAACGAUAUCAAAGGACACAAGUGGUUCUCAACUACUGACUGGAUAGCCAUUUACCAGCGGAGGGUGGAGGCCCCGUUUGUGCCUAAAUGCAGAGGUCCCGGGGACACCAGCAACUUCGAUGACUACGAGGAAGAAGAGAUCCGUGUGUCGUUCACGGAGAAGUGUGCGAAAGAAUUUGCAGAGUUCUAGGGGAAUAAGUGAUAGAAAUCAGAGAGAGAGAGAGAGAGAGAGGAAUAUAAGUGGAGAGAAAGAGAGAGAAGGAGAAAAAGUGCAUGAAUCUUAAACCGAUCCUUCCUCCUGUUAAACAGCAGAGAAACCAGCGGAAGAGAGCAGAGAAGACCUCCAGGGAUAAACAGUGAGGCCUUUAUCAUCUCCUCUAUUUUAAUCAUGUUUGUAAUUUUCUCUUUUUUUUUUAGAUCUCUGUUCAUGUGAUAUUAAUCAUGAUGGAUUUGAUUGGGUGUAAUUGUUGGCCUGUGGACUGGGAUUGAUGUUGCCACAGAAAGACAGACGGGGUUAGUUAUCGUCUUUUCAGAGAUUAUCUCUAAUCUGGAGCAGUUACCACUAAAGUGCAAGUUCUCCACUAGGUCACCAUAACAACCGUACAGAAAAAUAGAAAAAGAAUGCAAAAAAA